Etheostoma spectabile (orangethroat darter) is the source of this 1884-nucleotide messenger RNA. It is a transcript of the gene cmpk2, whose product is annotated as cytidine monophosphate (UMP-CMP) kinase 2, mitochondrial. The transcript is spliced from 5 exons. The record is from RefSeq and is a predicted model, not a curated record. Bases 59 to 1321 code for a protein of 420 amino acids. Gene Ontology annotation, cellular component: mitochondrion; cytoplasm. Gene Ontology annotation, molecular function: nucleoside diphosphate kinase activity; dTMP kinase activity. Lineage: Eukaryota; Metazoa; Chordata; Actinopteri; Perciformes; Percidae. Gene Ontology annotation, biological process: dTTP biosynthetic process; dUDP biosynthetic process; dTDP biosynthetic process.
UCGCAGUCAGUUUCAUUAAAACGAAUUGGAAACCAAUUCAAUACGUCCGGCGAAACAAAUGGCACGGCGCACAAUGUCUGUCCUUCCUCAGUGGUCCUCUCGUAUUUUUUCAGUGGAGCUGGAUGGAGCACCCUUCUACUUUUCAACUCAAGAAAAGCACCGGGGAGAAGAGGUGCCCAGGGUGUUCAGAAAAAUACCAAACUAUGGAAGGUGUUACUCUCUCCUUGUCUGCAGCAGCGACAGAAUCAGACGUGCCAAGUUUUACGGGAAGCUGAAAGACAAAUUGUUGAGAGACUUGCCUCCAGAGUGUCAUUUGUCUCCCAUGUUCUCAUUCCUGCCAAAUGUCAAGGAUUCUGUCUUAAAGGGGUACUUUUUAAACGAUAAUUCUGUGAGCUCAUCCCCGACGGAGCGACUAUUGCGGGAUUUAAUACAGCGUGACCCAGUGCUUGUGUGUUCAUACUUGAGAGGUGAAGGCGGUCAACUGUGGACUCAGCAUCUGUGGUCUCAUGCAGACAGCCAAACGAUGGAAAUGUCAAAGGAUUACUAUGUGGUACCCUCAAAAGCGCCAGAAUAUCACCCAUCUACUCUCAACAUCAUCAACUCUGAUGUUUUCUACAGUUUUGAGGAGGCUUAUGAAGUUCUAAAACAGUGUGGUGACAUCAUCCCAGAGUCAAAGUCUGUGCUGGAGCUGCUGGCCAGCAGAGCGGAGGCCAGAAGUAAACCAGACUUCCCUGUUAUUGUCAUAGAGGGCCUGGAUGCCACAGGUAAAACCACACUGACUGAGUCUCUGAGGGAUACUCUUGGGGCCUGUCUUUUGCGGUCCCCUCCCCAGUGUCUGUCCCCCAUGAGGGCCCGCUUUGAUCGGGAGCCGCCCCUCAUCCGCAGGGCCUUCUACGCGCUGGGGAACUACAUCACAGCAGAUCAAAUAGGCCAGGAGGGCAUGAAGAGACCGGUCAUCGUUGACAGAUUCUGGCACAGCACAGCAGCGUAUGCCAUCGCCACAGCAGUGAGCGGUGCAGUGUGCAACCUGCCAGCGGAGGAUUCAGAAGUUUACCACUGGCCCAGCGACCUGCUCCAGCCCAGCCUGGUGGUCUUACUCACCCUGGACCCUGAGGAGAGGAAGAGAAGGCUGAGGAACAGAGCUCAAGGAGAGACUAAGGAGGAGCAAGAGCUGGACCACAACAAGCUUUUCAGACUCAAAGUGGAGAAGGCUUACCAGAGGAUCAGGGGCCCAGCAUGUGUCACUGUGGAUGCUAGUCCUUCUACAGACCAAGUGCUCCAAGAAGUGCUGCUUUUAAUUAGGGGCAAAUGCCACUUAUAAACAGUUCUCCAUCCUCCCUGCUGUCGGCCAAACAUCAAGUGGAUGUAGUACCUACAUUCACCACUGGGUGCCAGUAAGGUGUUGUCAAUGCACUAGUAGGAGGAAUGGUGGCCAGAUUUGACUGUGGAGAAGAGAUUCUUUUCAGAAUGAGUAAAGGUUGAAUGUCCAGGGGCCAAAAUAUAUGCUACAGUCAGAAAUACAGUACAUAUUCAUAGAGAUACACACACAUGCACAGAUUCGGACACACACACACACACAUACACACAGGGAAAGACAGUAUUGUCAAUAACAAGUGUGCACUUAACUGCUGUUGUGCCCUCUCAGAAAUCAGACAAAGUGUAGCUGCACUUAUUGACUACUACUUGUAUUCGGAACGACAUCAAGGAAAUUGAUAGACACAUUUAUAUAGCACCAGUCAGUGCUUAUAUAGGCAAAAUCCAAAUAAACAUAAUGAAAGAAUAGACUAAAAAGAAUAGAAUAAACGCAAUGAAAAGGAUCCAAUUUACACUGAAACAAAAUACUUUUAAUUUGUUAUAAAAAAUGUGUUUCAAAUUAAAAGAAAA